This is a messenger RNA of Paraphaeosphaeria sporulosa, 2791 nucleotides long. RefSeq names its product PalH-domain-containing protein. The coding region runs from base 132 to 2453 and encodes 773 amino acids. Gene Ontology annotation, biological process: cellular response to pH. Lineage: Eukaryota; Fungi; Ascomycota; Dothideomycetes; Pleosporales; Didymosphaeriaceae. The transcript has 2 exons. Gene Ontology annotation, cellular component: plasma membrane. The record is from RefSeq and is a predicted model, not a curated record.
CCCGACAACACCACACCUCGCCCCGACCGCCGCCAGAGACACCCCACGCGCGCGCUCAUGACGCCCGUCUGAUCUGCUAUGGGACCCCUCGCCGCCCGCACGCCUGCUGCUGGACCAGUAUAGUCGCGAGGAUGCCCGACCCCGGGGCGUGGUGGAAGAGGGCGCAGCCGACCAACAACGAAGCCUUUCGCCACUGCGCGCCCUUCAAGCUGCCCUCGCUGGGCACCAUCCAGCUCUCGCCCGACCACACCAUCACCCUCGAGGCCGACGCCGUCUUCACGCCCCAGUGCCCCCCGACCGAGCAGUCCCAGGUCAACGCCGGCAGCGCCACCGGCAACGACAGCGACGUGACGAGCGUCGCUGACCUGCGCGACCCCUUCCAUGCCUCCAUCACCCCCCAGGCCUACGCGACCGGCGCCGCGACCGUGCUGGCCUGGAUGCUCGUCAUCAUGCUCAUCAUCACGCCGCGCACCUUUUUCGUCGGCGGCGCGUCCGGACGCUCAGGCCUCAUGGGACGACGCGGCAUGAUCAGCGGAGCCACGGGAGGAGGAUCCGUCAUCGGCGUGGGAACCCGUCCCUGGCUGCAGAAGGUCGCCGCGCUGACCGUGGCCGUCUCCCUGACCCUCGCCACGGCCGACACGUUCGAGAUCGCCGAGCGCCAGUACAACGAGGGCUUCAUGGACGCCAUGAAGCUGCGGAAUGAGGUCGUGGCUGGCACCGAGAUCAAGGUGUCGCGCAUCAUCUCCGACAUCUUCCUCUGGCUCGCCCAGGUCCAGACCCUCAUUCGCCUGUUCCCGCGCCACAAAGAAAAGGUCAUGAUCAAGUGGAUUGGCUUUGCCUUGAUUCUGCUCGACAUUGUCUUCAACUCCAUCAACAACUUCGGCCCGUACAACAAGGGCCACAGCCCCCGGCACUUUGAAACCGCCAUCCCUGCAUUGAGCUACCUAUUCCAGCUCUCCCUCAGCAUGCUCUACGCUGCGUGGGUCAUAUACUACGCCAUUACCAAGAGAAGAUAUGCCUUCUACCAUCCGAUGAUGUGGAACAUGUCGCUUGUCGCCCUGCUCUCCAUUGUCGCCGUUCUUACCCCGGUUGUCUUUUUCAUCACCGACAUUUCCAACUACACCAUCGCCGGAUGGGGAGACUAUUUUAGGUGGGUGGGGGCUGCUGCUGCCAGCGUUAUUGUCUGGGAGUGGGUGGAACGCAUCGAGGCAUUAGAAAGAGAAGAGAGAAAAGACGGGAUCCUAGGAAGAGAGAUAUACGAUGGAGACGAAAUGCUCAAUACCACCCCGUCUCAGGAAUUGAACUGGCACGGAUCGAAACGUCAAAGCUCCAGAUCCGACGAUGUCAAGAAGUCAGGUGACGGCGGCAACGGCGGUGCUUUCACGUCUGGCCGUCUCACCAACCUUGCCCACCGGCUGAACCGUGUCAAGAAGCCAUCGCCAGGUCCAGAACAUAACAAGAAGCGGACCAUCCACAUACCUGCUCCGCCACCGGCUGCUAGGCGAUCUGGCGGAGCCCAACGGAACAACAGAAACAGUUACGUGCCGCUACAAAGCCCAACAGCUCCCCCGCCAAACGUCGCAUCUCCCGUAAGCAGGACCGAUACUGCAAGUGCAGAUAGCACUGUGUACACUGUACGGUAUCAUCCCAUCAGUGACACCCCACCUGCAGCACGCCUUGAAACUGCAAUCGAGGAAGGUGGUGACGCGCAACGACCGCCGCGCCAACGCUCUCAAAGCCCCGUCGAAGAUGUUGAAAAAGGUGCCGUACUGACUGAAGACGCUGGCGAUGGUCGAGGUCGGGGACAAUGGAGUUGGCAGACGAUUGCCAGCAUGAACCCCUUUCGAAGAAGGGGCCGAUCCCCCCCGCCAGAGCUACAACGGGGUCGUGUCAUAGAACCCCUAGUCGUCGAAGACGUGCCUCUCAACAUUCCUCAGAGGAACUACACCGGACUGGCAUUAAAAGAUCGAUUGGGUACUUUCGCCGCCCAGCAAGGCGAACGAUUCCGUAGCAGAAAGGGGCCUGCUCAGCAGGACAACGCAAGCCUGCCGGUUACCAUUAUCCCUGCGCAACCGCGUGGGCGAACUUGGUCGCCAGAAAUAUUGCAACAGCAGUCACAACCUUCAGAAGGGAGCGGCGGUCAGAAUCCGACUGAAUCACCACCAGCAACCACGCAAAGCACGAACACACCGUCACCCCUUCCAAAUGGGGCCGACGAUCCUGGCAGCCCAGGACGUUCAUCAACCAUACGUUUCACACCAGAAACAUUCUUGCCACCAAACGCCAGGCCACAGGCGCAUAAGGAACGCCCUCAGUCAUCGUCAUCUUCUGUCGCUCUAGGUAACGAAGUCUCGGAGAACAGCAUGGAGAUGUCUUCAUCGCAAGAACAAGAGCAACAUCGAGGACGCAAUCACACAACCACACCUUCACAUCCGACGAACCACGACAGAUGAUGUCGAUUUCUUACAUUAGCAUCUCUUCUACUUUGGUACAUAUUCGGCGGGCUCGAAACGGUGCAUUGGAGUAGCAGCGGGUUUUUGAAGCACUGUUUAUCUGCAUGGACAUGGCGAACGAAGGAAGCAUUGGGAAGGACUCUGUUUUGAUAGAGCUGCGCUGCAGUCGAUGGAUACCCGCUGAUUUACGAGGCUCAGCUACAUUUGGGAUGAUUUGAUUUGGGGAUGCCCAGGACGGGACAAAAGGGCGCAUUGCUGGACUUUGUAUAUAGUACGAGCAAGGUGUGCUCUGGUGAUGUGUAGAGUGUCGAAUGAGCAAUCCAUCUCGCCUGGUGGCC